AUAGUGGUAAAAGACAUAACAAAGCUAAUGAGACUGGUUAAUUCCGCUUCAAAAGUUAUCCGUUAUUGUAGUAUUGUCUUUCCAUCAGGUCUAUACUGAUGAACAUUUUCAAUAUGUCGAACCAUAUUUUUGGAUAGCAAUAAUAUCCCGUGUAUUUCCUUAUAAAUUUCCAGUCUGAUUUAAUUUAUUCUGUGAUUACAUAACUUUAAUCUUAUUCCUGCAAUUAAAAAUAAAUUGUUAUAACCGUUAUAGUUGUCAAACGAUUCUUAGCGACGUUCAAAUACUCCUAUGCGUUUUAAAAACAAAGGAAUCCGAAUGGAUUUAUUGAUUGCUUACACAUUUGCUCGAAUAACAGAUGAUAUGAUCGAUGAUAAAUCAUUACACAUUGAAGAAAAGAAACCAAAAUUGAAGCUGUUCAUACAGUUUCUUGAUGAACUAUUUGCAGGCAGAAAAUCGGAUUACGAUAUUAAAAGAAAACCAUACAUACCAAAAAUCAAUUGGCCACUGUACCAAUCACAAUUUUCCGAUGUUCAAAUGUCAUGUUGCCGUGCACUCUCUAGAAUAGCGUUCUAUUUACCUCGUAAGCCAUUUUACGAUCUCCUAGAAGGUUUUAAAUGGGAUGUUGAACGUAGGUUGAUUCGAAAUGAAAAAGAUUUAAUGGAAUAUUGUAACUAUGUGGCCGGCAAUUUUGGCCUAACAAGUAUUUUUUUGUUCAUAUAUAGAUCUGAUGACGGGAUGAAUAAUAUUAUCGAAAAACACGAUAAUAUCGUUGAAAAAUCACAGCAAUUAGCACGAGAUUUACAACUCGUGAAUAUUGCCCGUGAUAUCAUCUACGAUAGCGUUACGGUAGGUCGAACCUAUAUACCGACUUCAUUUUUGGACGAUGAAGAGAUUGAACUGAAGGUACUAUGCGAUAAAAAAGACGCUAGAUCUCUGGGUGAAAAUAAGAUAAGGAAAUACUCUUCGAGGUUAAUUCAAUUGUACUACAAAUACCAACCGGAAACUUUGGAUCUAUUCAAUUGGUUGUCACAUGAUGUACGAAGUGGAGUGAUAGCUUUUUAUGAUAUUUAUCUGGAACAUAUUUCAGUCUUCCAAUCAAGUUCAACUUAUCCAACUAAAGCUUCGGUAUCAAAAUGGAAAAAAUAUUUAAUAUUACUUAAUAGUUUAUAUAUUAAAUCAUUUAAAUCGAAUAUGCUAUAUUAGAAUAUUUAAAAGCAUAUCUGUAGUUAAACUACUCGUAUAACUUAGA
This is a messenger RNA of Sipha flava (yellow sugarcane aphid), 1249 nucleotides long. Its product is annotated as bifunctional lycopene cyclase/phytoene synthase-like. Lineage: Eukaryota; Metazoa; Arthropoda; Insecta; Hemiptera; Aphididae. Gene Ontology annotation, biological process: biosynthetic process. The coding region runs from base 289 to 1203 and encodes 304 amino acids. The record is from RefSeq and is a predicted model, not a curated record. The transcript has 4 exons.